AACGCGUGUCCGUCGUUACGGGUUAAUCAUCCGACUCCAUUCCCAUUCCAAAGAAGAUCACUCGUCAUUUGAGCGACCUUUAAUUAAAACGUACAAUAAACAAAGAAAAAUUUAUAUGAGAACAGAGUGCGAUGAUACCUCACUAUAGUGGUUCGGUCAGGGAUUUGCGACAAGGUGUCCAAAAAUUGAUGCAAUUAGGUGGGUAUUUUUCUCAGUUUUCGAUUCAAAAUCUAUUCCAUCUGCAUCGUAACCGAUCGAAUUCUGAUCGAGAAAAUUCAGAUGACCACGACGGCAGUCGGAAGUCACGAGCACUCGAGUCAAAAUUGGAGCAGCACACGAAAAUAUUCGCCUCGAUGUGCCCGGACGAGAUUCUGGACUAUUACGACAACUAUCACACAAGAAUGUACUAUACCACUCUGAUGCUUGGCGACGUAUCAGGAUUCACGGAUCUAGCUGAGAAAUACACGAAAGCAGGUAAAGGUGGGCCAUCGAAGUUGACCGAAACGUUGAACAGCUACAUCGGUGCCAUGGUGCAAGAAAUACUGUCGCACAACGGCGACGUGUUGAAGUUCUCUGGCGACGCGUUCAUUGUAAUGUGGAAGCUGAGCAACGACAUGAUGAUGCGCGAUCUGGCGAUAGAAGCCAUGCAAACUGCUUGCAUCAUCCAAAAACACUUUGGGACUUACGAGACUGAAGUUGGCGUUACGCUCAGAGGUUCGUCCUGGUUGAUCGAAGCUUCCUUAGCCGAUGAAUUUAUCUGCAAACGUUCUAACCUGAAAUUAGCGAUAGCUUCCGGAAGAACUUACUUCACGUCCAUCGGAGAUCCGGAGACCAUGUCGCAUUACAUUAUCACCGGAAAACCAGUGUGGGAUGUAAAGUUUGCCGAGGGUCUCUGCCGAGGCGGCGACAUUCUGGUUGCACCCAGUAGUUGGCAGUGGGUGAAUCCGAACGAGUACGUGCACGAAACGUUAUCGGACGGUGUCCACACCUUGAUCAUAGCGUGCACCAGUUCGUGGUACCAAUCUAAGGAAGACGAGCCGGUGUCCAGUACCGAGGUAAUGCCGCGAAUCAUUGGGAACGUCGUCGAUGUGGUGUUCCGCUUCUCAGUGCGGCCGAAAGUUGUGAAAAUAGCGAAGGCUCGUCUGAAAGACGCCCUGAGAAGCUACAUGCUGAGACCAGUGAUCAGAUCCGUGGAGAUGGACGAGCCUAUGGAAUACCUGACAGAGAUGAGACAGGUAGUGAUCGUGUUCAUCAACGUCCUAACGUCGACGGUAGGCAAGAAGACGCUGAUCAGCUUGGUCAACUCGGCUUACAAACUGGUUUGCAAGAUCGUCGGUGGAAUGCACGGAUGCGUGAACAAGACCUCCCUCUUCGAUAAGGACCUGAUGUUUCUCUGCGUGUUCGGUUUGCGUGGUGACAAACACGAGUUGGAAUCCCAGAUCGGACUGAAAUGCGCGGCGAAGGUGCGCAACACCCUCCUGACCGUGGAGAACGUGAAAUCUGUGACCGUCAGCGUGACCACGGGAAUGACGUACUGCGGAGUCGUCGGCCAUAUCCUCCGGAGGGAAUACACGGUCAUCGGGAUAUCAGUGAACAAGGCUGCGAGGCUCAUGGUCGCCUACAAGGACAAAGUGGUCUGCGACCGAGAAAGCUUCCUCCAUUCUCAUCUCGAGGCCAGGCACUUCAUUCUGCAGGAACCGAGAUACUUGAAGGGAAUCACGAACGUGGGUCCGAUAUACGAGUUCCAGGAGCAGCCGAAGUACAGCAUGACGGAUCAAGUGUGGACCAAGUAUCCACUACUCGGCAGAGAAGCCGAGAUAGCGAAGUUCCAGAAGAUUAUGAUGAAUCUGCUGGAAUACUCUACUAAGCCGCCGAACAAAGGCGCGAGACCUAAAUACAACACGCUGAUUAUAAAAAAGUGUGACACGGCAAAUCUCUCGGCGCAGACCCCGUACAGCCUGAUUUACCUGAUAUUCUCUCUAUGCCUGUCCUUGACCAUAUCGACGACCCGCAAAGAACGCGAGGACAAAUUACUCCAACGACUGGCCAGGGUGCGCCAAACCUAUUUCCUCUGCUCCCUCAAUCAGCUCUUCAACGUGCGCUUUCCCAUGUCGGAACGGUACAACAGUCUCUCCAAGUUAGAGAAGUGGAAGAUCCUGCGGAAGUUCCUGCUGAAACUGGUAAAGGCCUGCUUCACGGAGUUUUGGGUGAUGAUCAUCGACGACGCCGAAUACAGCGACCAGGAGUCGCUUCAGCUCUUCGACGUUCUGACGAAGAGGGACAUGGUGUACUAUGUUCUGGGCAUUGGCCGGAAACUGGGGACCGAAUUUCACAUCCAUCGGAAUAUCCUAGGCAAAGCCAAAAUUAUAGAACUUCACGGAGUAGACAGGUGGUUUCACGCGGGCCUCGCUUGUCAAACAUUGAAUGUGAAUGCUUUGCCCGCAGAGGAUCUCAGUGCAUAUUUAGUGACGACUGUGACUGCUUCAAGACUCUUACAAGAGAAGAGCUUCGGGAAUCCGGGCUGGAUUGAGAGCUACUUGGUGAGUCUGUUGCAAGCCGGAGGCCUGGAAAUAGUAAUAAUUAGUAAGAACGAAGCCAUAGAGGAGGGCUACGUGAUACCUCCGGUGACCAUGUUGAAAAGAUUCGCGAAAUCGGCGAGCACCAUGGAACAACCAGAACGCAAGGACAGAUGGCAGAUGUACCGAUCCAGUUUCAAGGUUCGUGUUCCUUGCAUUCUUCGCCACGACAGCAUGAUGUCACUGAUAGAGGAGAACAUUGCCAGGAACGUUCUGCAGGGGCAGUCGGCUAUCGUGACCGAUGAGACCUUGAUCGCGGUUUGCAAAAUCUCGGACAAAAUCCUCGAGGCAGAUACCGAACGAACAAGUUUCCACAUUUCAUUUGUCGCUUUAGUUAUGAUCUUGAAGCUCUUCGAUUCCCUAACACCUUUGGACCAGCUCCUGCUGAAGUGCGCUUCCAUAAUUGGCGAGACUGUCAACAGACACAUGCUGGAGAGUUUGAUGAACAUAUCCGAGAAAAGAGAAAUCGGGCUAGGUUUGCAAGAUCAUGACCUAACAAGGAUGUACGAAACGAUUGAAAGCUCCCUCGUUGUCUCAGCUGUUGCAAAACUGUUCGAGAUUCGAGUCUUUGGUUGUGCUACCGGUGACUUCACCAACUACUCGGGACCGAUAAUAUUUAUCCAGAACAUGCGGAAUCCGGCGUCGGAGACUGGUAUCUUCUGCAAUUGCAUCGGUCUUACUAUUCCAGCCGAGCUAGAUGAUCUUCCACGGCACGCUUCCUGCGGUUUGAUGAGGUUCAAAAUGACGAUGUUUCGCGAUACGACCUAUCGACUGCUCACGGAGAACCAAAAGAUGGAGCUACACAACCAGGCAUUGAAGUACCUGAAGCAAUAUUCGAGACGUUGCCAGUCCUGCGGUGAGGGCCAGUUCGCAAAAUUGCUAGGGAAGAUCUCGAAACGGGAGGAGAGAUUGAGGAGGCCGUCCGUGAUCGAGGAAAUGUUUGGUAGCGCGGAGUUCGAGACCAUGCGUGACGUUCAGGGGACAAAGAAUGUGCAGCGUGGCAAGUGGUUCUCUUGCCUGAACAUGUUCAGACGCAUCGAAAGAAGUCCGACGGUCACGUUCUCCGACGCGGACUUCAACAAUUGCCAGUGCGAUCUGAUAUUAAUGACGGUGUACACGCAGAUGCUGGACCAUUGUCGCGGCAUUGGAAAAAAUGAGAUGACAAUUACCGCCAUUUUGGAGUUCGCGGAGAUCUGCCUGAUGACCUUCAAUAUACCGCAAGCUCGUAAACUACUGGUGGAAAGCGAGUCGAUUCUGGCCCAGUUGUUCCAAUCGGCGAACGACGAGGUAAUCCUGCUGCCCUACCUUAGCGCCAAGAUUCAGACCCUGCAAGGACAAUGUUAUCUCGAAAGUGGCUCGCUCUUCGAAGCGGAGAAGAUCCUCGAGGCGGCUUUGCAUAAUUUAGGCUACAAGUUCCCGAAGAUCGAUUUGAUGAUCGACAUAUUCUCGACCAAAGAACUGCUGAGGCUGAAAUGGAAUUUGAAGUGCGGGUAUCAUAUCGAAAGCACCAACGAACGCGUUGUCGCAGAAGGCAGCAUAACCGAGACCGUGGACUAUCUCGAACAGUUAGCCGAAUGCUUGGCGCAGAUGUUCGAUCUUUUCAGGAUCAAAGGCAUGAAAAGGCACGCGCGACUGGCAGCUAUCUGGUGCUUGAACACUGCUUUAAGGACCACUGGGAACUUCUUCGUUUUGAGCACAUCCUACACCAACAUGUUGAUCACUGCGCACAUGUACGAGGACAGAGCUAUUAUACCGUCUUUGGAAGAGAAGGGCCUCGACAUUUGCAGGCAAAGCAGAGACGCCAUCGAAGCGCAGGAAUUGAACAUGAUCGCUCUGCUUUACGCGGGAAUAUUUUUCUCGAGAUGGGUAAACGGACAAGUCUUUAAAGCGAUCAAAAUCGGCUUCGUCUGCUGCAGAAUGGCUGCCACGAUCGGCUCCACGUUUCUGAAACAGUUGAUCAUGCCUCGUCUGACUCAUCUACUCAUGCUUUCUUGCCGCUAUUCGGAGGCGAUCACACAGCUAAGAGAACUGGAGUUCGAGUCCAACAACGAUCUAGACAAAUCCGGUCGCACCUGGUACUACGCGCUCUGCGCCGAUUUACAAUUGGAUACCGGUAUCACGCUACUGUCUUUCAAAAGCUGCGAACGGUAUUACCUUCGGGAAGGUGAGUCGAUGAUCAGUUUACACGACCCAGAAGCGGAAAGACGGUACUUCAUCUCCAUGUGGCUAUGGUGCAUUAGAACAGGACAAUGGGAAGCUUCUAAAAUCUGGGAGAGAAAAAGUGUGACCGAGACGUCGAUCAUGGAUGAACACAUAGUAGCAGCCACCAUCACCGCCUUGAAGAGGCUCGAGGGUUUGCUUAUUCUUUAUGGUAGCUAUAUUUUACGAAUCUGCUUUCAACUUCUCCAACAGCUUUGCAAUAAUGAACUACGCUCGCGGUUAGUGCACAAAUUAAACAGCAGAAACGUCGAUGCGGCGACUACUCUGUCGCAAGUAAAAGACAUAUUCAGGGAGAUGAAGAUGGUGACUAAGAUUGUUAAGAUCACAAUUCCCAGGUACAUGUUUUUGAAAGCGUAUUAUUAUAUGAUCAACUUUCAAAGAAAUACUGCGAUGAAACUACUGAGACGAUUGAAGAAAAUAUGUACGAAGGUGGAGAACCAAAUGAUCUACACCUGGGCACUUCAUUUUGAGAAGGUAUGGUCUGGUGGUUCGUCCGAGGUACUAGAUGACAGAUGGAAGCAGAAUGCAGAGAAAAAAAUGAGUGAAUGGUCCGAGAUCAACGCAAAUGAAACUACGAUGGUCGUCUUCACAUUUCCAUUACCAACACAUCCCAAUUAAUCUUCCUGCGUUGACAUAUAAAUGUAUAAAUGUGGAAUAUUAAUGUAAUUUUAAUCUACGAAAUAGAAGUUUUCUUUUAAACCAAGUUUUCAAAACCUAUCAUCGCUUACUUACAUAGUAGUAUUUUCUGACAAUUGUAUCCUAAAAUAUGUAUACAUACAUAGUAUCAAAUAUUUGAUACGAGCGUAUAACAAAUGACAUACUCGCGAGUCAAACUUCAGGUGUCUUCAGACACUGCAAAUUAUUCUAUGAGCUAAUCAGGAAUCAAAAUCUUUGUAUAAAAGAUACAUCUACUACAUUUCAAUCAUGUCCGCAAGUGCAAAUUGUUCACCUUGUCAAUCAGUCGUUUCUCCAACAAUUUUUGUAGAUCCUAAUUCUAGAUCUUGCACAGUUUCCUUUCCUGCAAUAUGUACUCCUUAUGCAGUUCUCUCUAAUUUCCCUCGUGCUCCUUACAGUGGUUGUUCAUCUCAUCUAUUAUAUUGUGAUAAAUAUCAACCAAUUUCAACAUUACGUAAUGUUCGUUCUGCUUAUACAUGUCCUCCUUACACAUCAAGCACAUAUAGAUGUUAAAUUUAGAUCCAAAUUGUGAUAUUGUAAUUUAAUUAAUAAUUACGACAUUAUGUUGUCAUAGCUCUAAAUAAAGUGUGUAAAGAAUCAUAUUCAACACCAGA
Megalopta genalis is the source of this 6085-nucleotide messenger RNA. Lineage: Eukaryota; Metazoa; Arthropoda; Insecta; Hymenoptera; Halictidae. The record is from RefSeq and is a predicted model, not a curated record.